CACAUAUCUCAGCCUUGUGAUUAUUUGUGCAGUGGAGAGGUCCAACAAGGAAUUCCUGUUGUACAGAAAGCAUACGGAGAUAGCAUUCAUAAAGUUUUGCAUGUUGUGUUGGUCCAGACAGACACUUGUUAUGUGGUCUCUAAAUUGCAAAAGGAAGAUGAGAACCAUAUAAUAUAGAGGAUGCCGAUAGUAAUUGCAAAGCACAAAUCCGUUGAUCGAGGCAAUGUGUCUGUGGCUGAUAUCAAGUUUCCUCUUCCAUAUAGGCCAAAAUCUUUCUCUCUUGUAAUUGUUUCAGAUACUCUGGAUUACCUUUCCCUAGAUACCUCAAUAAAACUCUUCCUGAUUUGGCGAGAUGAAGGUUUUCCAACUAAUCUGAAGGCCAAGGUAGCAGAUGUUUCUAAAUUUGGAAGAGCGGCCAAGAUGAGGAGUGGAUCCUGGUUUUUCCUUCAGAAUAACUUAGAGGAGAAUGAAGCUGUUAAUAAGAAGUUUGAACAAGCUUCAACACAGAAUUCUUAUGUUCCAAAAUGCCAGAUAUUCCACUUGAAGUCACUCCAUUGAUUUAUGAGUUGAUAAAUUGAGUAGCAUUGCGGCACUGAUACUCUUCACACUACUUUCAAAGUAUUACUUUUAAACCUAACCAAUAGUUGAUAAAUUGAGUCACUCCAUUGAAAGUUAUUAUUACAUUGAAUACUGAAAAUGA
Molecule: messenger RNA, 700 nt
Organism: Medicago truncatula (barrel medic)
Lineage: Eukaryota; Viridiplantae; Streptophyta; Magnoliopsida; Fabales; Fabaceae
Product: probable pectin methylesterase CGR2
Exons: 4
Coding region: 181-558 (125 amino acids)
Biological process (GO): pectin metabolic process
Molecular function (GO): methyltransferase activity
Source: RefSeq, a predicted model, not a curated record